ACCUUUUCCACUUUGCCAAGUCCUCUACUAUGGGGCUCUUUAUGCGGGCGGUUGCCAAGGACAGGGCAAGAAGUUGGACGGUAAUAAUAGCGACAACCCCUGUCAUGAUCUACCUUACCUAUGCAAUGUAUAAGAGGGUUGUAUUGGGCCAAGGGCCAGCCCCUCGACCUAUGAUAGAUCAUGAGCGCAGGGAGGACUUAGGGGAGGGCGUGGAACGACGAUAAGCAUAGUGUAUUAAUGAUUGGGAUAUAUGAUUUUUGGGACAGCCCACUAAAUGUGACGACCUGGAAACAAACCGCAGCAUCCCCCAUUAUUUGCAAUUCUUGCAACUUGUUUCCGUAUCUUGUUUACGUUCUGUGUGGCUUAGCCCGAACCGGUUGUCUGCAUGCAUGGACCCAUCUCCAGACAUUGAUGUGCAAAGCAAACACACAAUGCCAACGUCAGUCGAAAGUCAAAUACCGUCUGCUACUCGCCAGACAGAAGAACCGCCUGUGGAAAGGCCUGGGACAUCGAUAUCAGUCCCGCCAGAGUCCACUACUCCGACCGUUCUCCGCAUUAAGCGGAAACGAAAUGCAGAUCCAAUCGAUGCGCUAAUCAUUGCAAACGAGGAGGCUGAGCGGCAGGGCAAGAAGGCGAGGAUGGGGACUGGGGAUAUCUCCAGAAUCUUCACACUUGCAGAUACUGUUGAGAACCAAGACAUUGAAGACGCGGGCCGAUUGCGAGUCACAUUGGAUCGUUUGCGAGCGUCACGUAGCGGUAAACAGUCAUUGAAAACAAUGACUCAAUGGGACAGGAGUCCUGAGGGACGUAGGAAAGAUCUGGUUGAGAACCAAAGUGUAGAAAACAAAGCCGCUCGGUUUAAGGUUCUCAGAAAUCGGCGUCAGUUUUCGGAUGAUGCGCUCCCAUAUAAUUUGCUGGAUGUUGCAGAGGAAGGAGAACACGACUCUACCGGGUCAUAUAUGUCACAAAAGAAACCCCCAUUGUCUGACGAUGAUAUUAUAUCUGACUUAAUGCCGAUGGUGCGAGAAUAUCUUCGAGUAACAGAGGGUGACGAGAAAGUAAAAGAGGAUGAGUAUGUUUGGGACCUCUACUACCUCGACAAUUCCGCUAAGCCCGCGCCGAAUGCCAAGGUUGCUGAGUUAACUUGGGAGCAGGACGAUGAUGUUUUCGUAGCGGACGAUGAUGAUUCGUCUGAUUAUCUUGACGAUGACGAGGACUCUAAUGCCGAGGAUUAUUGGGCGAAUGAUUAUCCUGAUGCCGGCAGCGAUGAUAGCCUAGACGAUCCUUACGAUCCCUAUGUAUGAAACAUCGAGCUUAUUUUCAUUCGGGAAUUUUAGCAAAGUAUGCGUUUCCCUCGGCAGAAGCGCUGGUGCACCAAAGGGUUCAAAAAUGAUCUCCUGGUUCGACAUAUCAAGCAAAUGGGGAACAGUUUCAUGUAGCAUGCUUCACUAGGACUGUGGAUGUUGCUGGUGUUUCUAUGGCAUUCAGCUCAUGUACCGAAAAGAUGCACAUAGUUUCGUACCCUAGUCUGUAGAUCGACUGGAUGCAGAUUGGUGAAACUGAGAUGUCUCUGAGUUAUGGUAGUGCAAUUGUUGACUUGUUCAAUCACUACAGUAUAAACAAGCCGUGAGAUAUAACGGUCAAAGUUAGGGCAUCUUAUUUGUUUAACCUCAAAGGGACUGGCAGUCGGC
Messenger RNA from Spizellomyces punctatus DAOM BR117, 1691 nucleotides. RefSeq lists its product as uncharacterized. Lineage: Eukaryota; Fungi; Chytridiomycota; Chytridiomycetes; Spizellomycetales; Spizellomycetaceae. The coding region runs from base 390 to 1304 and encodes 304 amino acids. The record is from RefSeq and is a predicted model, not a curated record. The transcript has 11 exons. Gene Ontology annotation, biological process: developmental process.